GAAAACACCCACACAAAGUCACAGAGAUCUGUGGGAAGUGUCUGAGCUGUGCCCUGUUUCUUUUUUUCUUUUAUUAUGAUUUUCUCAGAGGAGGGAGGAUCUUAACUUCCCAGCUUCAGCGAGUGAAAACAGCACACAGUAUCAACACGGGAGCAGACAGAAACUCACGAGGACUGAAACAUUUCACUAAAUUAACACUAACAUCGAUUAACCAGCGGAACAACUAAACACUACGUGUGGACGGAGGAGGACGUGGGGCAGCACUCAUGGAGCGAUACGACAACCUGGAUUUGGAUUUGGAGUGUGAAGGAGGAGGCGUAGCUGAAAAAGCAGCGUUAUUUGGAGGGAUGUUUAAAAGAUCCUCCAAGGCUGCAGAACCAUCGCUCCAUGCACAGGACAGUUUAUCAGUCAGCAGUGAACUUUCGAAGAGCAAUGACAGUCUGACUGACAACAGCAACAAGGGGAAAGAAGGCGUGUUUAAAGGAAUGUUUAAGAAGACGACCAAAGCUGCCAAAGAGGACCAGCCGCAGGCCUCCCUAUAUCCUGAAUUGCCUGUUAGUAGUGACAGCUUAACAGACAACAAGUCAUCAAAGGAAAAAUCAGGUGUGUUUGGAGGGAUACUGAAACGAGGACAUGCUCGGAGGCCUUCACAGGAUCUUUUGGACGCUGAGUUCACAGCUGGAAACGACGGUCAGUCUGAGAACACCACAGCUAAGGAGUCAGGAGGGGUGUUCAGUGGGAUGUUUAAAAAAGCCUCAAAGCCUUUUGGAGCGAGGACACAAUCUCAGGAGGAUCUGUCUGCAGCCAGCGAGCUCUCAGGCAGCAAAGACAAUCUUUCUGUGAAUAGCAACACUAAGGAGUCAGGAGGGGUGUUCAGUGGGAUGUUUAAAAAAUCUCCAAAGCCUCCUGGAGCGAGGGCACAAUCUCAGGAGGAUUUGUGUGCAUCCAGCGAGCUCUCAGGCAGCAAAGACAGUCUUUCUGUGAACAGCAACACUAAGGAGUCAGGAGGGGUGUUCAGUGGGAUGUUUAAAAAGCCAAAGCCUCCUGGAUCGAGGACACAAUCUCAGGAGGAUCUGUCUGCAGCCAGCGAGCUCUCAGGCAGCAAAGACAGUCUUUCUGUGACUAGCAACACUAAGGAGACAGGAGGGGUGUUCAGUGGGAUGUUCAAAAAAUCGCCAAAGCCUCUCGGAACGAGGACAAAAUCUCAGGAUGAUUUGUCUGAACCCAGCAAGCUCUCAGGCAGCAACGACAAUCUUUCAGAGAACACUAAGGAGAAAGGAGGAAUCUUUGGUGGUGUGUUCAAGAAAAAAGGUGCCAAAUCUCAGGAUGAUUUGUCCAUGGAUGGUGAACUCUCUGCCAGCAGUGACAACCUUGUGGAGAAGUCUUCAAAGGGUGGAGCAGCAGCAAAGAUCCUGAAGAAUCCUUUCACCUCGUCAGCUCAGGAUAAGGAAAAGACUGAACGCUCAGGAGACUCAAACGAGAAUAGUUCUACUGCAGAGAAGCCCAAAGCAAAGCAGAAUGGUUUUAGUGCGAUGAUGAAGAGCACCUUCUACACUGACAAACAGGAGAAGGACUCUGACUCUGACUCUGAGGCAAUAUUGGACAAUGGAGAGAGCCAACCCAGCCACAAACAGAGCAAACUUGCCGAGGCGAUGGAAAAGCUGAACCCGUUUCGAUCUGCACACAAACAUGAAAAGCCGUCAAGCUCCGAUGACGAGGAUCCACCUGCGAGCAGCGAGAAGUCAUCAGUCAACAAACAGAGCUCUAUGGCUGGAGCCAUGUCCAAACUGAAUUUUUUCCACUCUUCAAAUAAAAAAGACACCGAAGACACAGAGACGCUCAAGGAGAACGAGAAACAACUGGAAGAAAAGUCAAAACCGAGCAACAAGACCCAGCGAGAGAGAAAAGAAAGAAGUGAAACUCCAACGGUCCCACCCAGACCUUCUAAAGAGGAGAUGAAGAGCACAUCCACAUACGGCAAAGUAAAAGCAAGAGGAACUGAGGAUAAUCAGGAUAACAAAGACAACCACCAGAGCCAAUCAGACGAUGAAGGCCUCAAAGGUGAAUCUGCGGAAGCCAAAGAGGGAGAAGAGGUGCCCCCACCAGAAAGCAAAACAACCAAAGUGAAAAAACACAAACGCCACAAUCCAUUCAUGCCACGCAGUGGACCCAAGCUUCAGGCUCCGUCUGAUGAUGAAGGGCUGAAAGACGAAGAUGAAGAUGAAGAGGAAAAGAAGGAUGAGGAGGGCAAAGACAAAACAGCGACCAAAGUCAAGAAGCCAAAGAGACACAAUCCUUUCAUGCCUCGGGUCAAGGGCAAAGUCAUACAGAAGAGAGCACAGGACGGAGCCGCAGAGAAUGAAGGUGGAAAUAGAACCUUGUUUGACCAGCUGGAAGACUUCCGUAUUGACCCAGCACAGCCUGAAGGAAGACAGGAUGUGGACCUUAUGGAGUGGUGGAACACAGUGGAGUCUUGGGAGGACACGCCUCAAGAUGAUGACAUGACAGAAAAAGAAGAGGCCAAGGCGUUUGCUGUGACGGCAGAGAAGGUGCAGAAGGGCAUCCGAGUCUUCAACAAACUGUUCUCAGAGCGUGCGGAGAGCCUCUGGCAGCACGUCAUCGACCUCAACGGCAUCGCAGAUGGUCUGGACAAGUUCAGCAAGAACACAAAGAUUGCUCAAAUCACCGGUGGCUCCACCAGCGCCAUUGGGGGCGUGGCCACCAUCGCUGGCCUUGCUCUGGCCCCAGUCACCAUGGGAACCUCCUUGAUUGUGACGGCAGUUGGACUGGGUGUCGCCACUGCAGGCGGUCUGACAUCAGCAGGUGCCGGUAUCUCCAACCAGGUCAACAACUCCAUGGACCGCAAGAAGGUGGAGAAGAUUGUGCAGGAUUAUCAGGAAAAGAUCCUCGACCUCAACAAGUGCCUGAAAUUCAUCAAGCAAGGUAUCGAGAACCUGAAGCGGUUCGACCUGAUCAAGAUGAAAAAUCAUGCCUACAACCGCGACUUCCCUGUGCUCAGUAGUAGUUUCUAUGAGGACGGCGCCAUGGCAGGAAAAGCGAUCCUCAUCAACGCUAAUGAGAUCAUGCGUGUGGUGCAGAUCGCCAACGUGGCAGGCAGCACAGCAGCCAGAGCGGUCCAGAUUGCCAGUAUGGCUACUGGUGUGCUCACCGGACUCUUUGUAGGUAUGGACAUCUACUUUGUGGCCAAAGACUCCAAAGAACUCAAGAAAGGGGCCAAGUCAGAGUUUGCGGCCAAAAUCAGGGAGGUGGCUACGCAGCUUCACGACGGUCUGGUGGAGCUCAACGGGAUACGAGAAGAGCUGCAGGCCACUUCUCCAGAAAAUGACGCAGACAAUGAUACACCUGCUCCAGACAGUGAAAAGAAAGAGAAAGAGAAAGAGUACAAAUAUGACAGUUCAAGUGAAGAUGAAAUCGACCGCAUUAAAAAGGCCAUUAAACAGGACUAUGAGAACCGAGAGUAUGUCUGACAAAAACUAAGAACAGUGCUUUGACAUAACGCUUUUAGAGCACGGUCAGUUUCCUGUUCUCCUACAAAAUGUUCAAGUGAUUUUGAAAGUAUGUGCUUAAAUCUCCAGCAUACUGCUGCAUUGUUAGCAUCUAUGAGGUGGUUGGUGCCAGUUUCUUAAAAUGCAAAACUACUCUCAGGCCUAUUUUAAACGCCAACAGAGGAAACUCCACUCUUGAUGAAAUACACUAGUUUCUGAAACUUGUGGACUUUUAUGUUAGGGACCUGACCGCUUGCAUGGAGCUGAGGCUUCGUGCUAGAUAAAGUAUCAUAUCUGCUUUUCUGGUUGCUGUGCCAACAUGUGAAACUGCCAUGUGGUCCUUAAGAAAAUGGGCUCAAAGGUUUAAAAUCAUGUAUUUGGAUUGUAGAUAAGUAAACAAGUACAAAGUAUUUUGUCAACUUUAUAAUUUAGACUUUAAAGUGUUGCUUAGAGUUUCAAAGUACAUCAGUUAAUAUAGAAAUACUUUUACUGAUCAGGAGAUUGUGUAGACUCUUAGGGACAAGUGCCUUUAUUAUUUAUAAUGCCUUAGAAAUGCAUAUGAUGCAAUGUAGCAUUAGUCUGUGUACUCUUGUUGUUUUUCUGGUGUCAGGGCUGCAACUAAAUCAUUUCCCUCUUAUCCUCUGCUUGAGGUUUUGGAUCUGAUGUGGGACGUUUUAAAGUCUUGAUAUUGGUCUCAUUUUGAAGUAGUGAUGAGCUUUGUUUUCUAGCUACUAUAUAGUAAAAACUACUGAUUGACUAAACUUGUUGCUUCAUUAAAACGUAAAGGUUCUGUAUGCUACAUGCAGAGGAUUACUAUAGCUGCAGACAAAUAUUUGCUAUGUAAAGAUAUAGUGGAGCAAUGGCAUCCUGAGCAGAGAAUGAAGUCACGCUGCCUCAGGGUGUGUUGUAAUUAGAGCUUCUCUAUGGUUUGUUGUGGUAAGCUGGUCCGACCACGCAUGCAUGUUCGUGCAUGUGUGUGUUCCACGGGCUAACUCAUUGCCACCACUUUGCUCUGUGCUUAUACAGUACAACAGUUUUUGCUGAUAUUUGGAUGGUGUUGUUGCAGAGGUGAAGCGUCCACCCUCUGGUUCCCCCCUGGUAAACACCAUUAGCUCUGUCAGCACUGUUGCUGUUGUUAAGUGCAGUUUACAGAGCUAGCACCAUUAGCUGCUAGCCGCCGGCUCAGUUGAGAACCAUGUCCAGACAACUCAUACGACAACGUUAAGGAAUGUCUUGGCUAAUUAAGACUGUGGUGAUGUGUAAAUGAAUCAAGUUUAGUAACUGGUUUUCACUCAGUUAUAGUAGGUGUUUUAAUGGCUUCCAGGUGUAAAAUAAUCCUUUACUAAACAGCUGGAAUGACAGAGGUCUGUAAAAACCAGUCAUGAUUGUGUACGUCUGUCCUGAAAGAAUCUUCUGCCAUUUCCUUUUAAUGUGGCAUUAAUAUUUAAAGACUUCUAUUCCAAAGUCAGGGUCUGAUAUGCGGUUUGUACUGGAGGCUCUAAUGAUGUCAGCUCUGUGGUCUGUUUAAUGAACUUAAUAUUUAUUUUUCUGGGUGGAGUUGUUCAUUCGAUACUACCUUUUUAUGUGCAAUAUAUUGUAGACCUAUGUGUAAUUAAUGUGAAAUUGAUAAAUAAAGGCCAGAGAAACA
Epinephelus moara (kelp grouper) is the source of this 5154-nucleotide messenger RNA. Its product is annotated as neurofilament heavy polypeptide-like. Gene Ontology annotation, molecular function: lipid binding. The record is from RefSeq and is a predicted model, not a curated record. Gene Ontology annotation, biological process: lipoprotein metabolic process; lipid transport. The transcript is spliced from 38 exons. Bases 267 to 3488 code for a protein of 1073 amino acids. Gene Ontology annotation, cellular component: extracellular region; membrane. NCBI's taxonomy places the organism in Eukaryota, Metazoa, Chordata, Actinopteri, Perciformes, Serranidae.